Molecule: messenger RNA, 1167 nt
Organism: Lodderomyces beijingensis
Lineage: Eukaryota; Fungi; Ascomycota; Pichiomycetes; Serinales; Debaryomycetaceae
Source: the annotation of a GenBank genome assembly
AUGUACACCGAUUUCAUAGAACUAACCACGCCAAAGAAGUUAGAUAUCAUAUCUGACCUCAAAUUCUCCGCCACUGCACAGGACCAACUCCUAGUUUCGUCAUGGUGUAACAGAUUGCUACUUUACAAGUGCAAGUCCCUAGAAAACUACCCGCAUGAAGAACCAAGCACUUCUCCCAUCUGCAUCAUCGACACCGCCGAGACUCCACUUUGUCUACUAUACCCCGAUAUCGGUGGUCCGAUUGUUGGUUCGCUAGAUGGGUCAGUUCAAGAGCUUGAUUUUGAGAACAUGAAACUUGGCAGGGACUUUGCUCGGGGACUGCAUCAUAGUAAUAGUGGCGACGGCUACACUGGUGGAGGAGAAGAAGAAGAAGAAGAGGACAAUCAUCUAGCUGGCAUCAGUAAUUUGUGCCGCGGCAGUAAUCAUUCCAUCUUGGCUAGCACUUUUGGUCGGAAAUUACUAGUAUUGGACCAGCGGCAACAACGCCCCAUUUCAACGUUUCAGAAAACACACAAGAUUUUGACCAUGGACACAACUGACAAGUACCUCAUAUUGGGACUAAGUGGACAAUUGAUUGAGAUUUACGAUUUGCAAAACUUGAACACGCCGCUUGAAACUCGAGAUAUUGGCCUACGAUACCAAUUCAAAGACCUCAAGGCGUUUCCUAAUCAGCAAGGGUUCGCCGUGGCAACAAUCGACGCCCGAGUUUCGAUUGAAUCGCUCGAUCCGUCGCCACAGGCACAACAAGAAAAAAAGUUUACGUUUAAAAGCCAUCGUCAUUUCAACAAGACCAGUGGACUCGAUUUAGUCUAUCCCAUAAACUCGAUCUUGUUCGACAAGUCUCCUAAGCAGAUGUUGUACACCGGUGGAUCCGAUGGAUAUGUCUGUUUAUGGGACAUUGAGAAAAGGAAACGAAUCAAACAGUUUGCGAGAUUCGAAACCAGGGACCGGAUGGGGGGCAUUGAAAGUGUGGCCAAGUUGGCCAUGAGCUACAACGACGAUCUAUUGGCCGUGGCUACUAGCGAUGACAGUAUAGUGCGGCGACGCAGUCUUUCCGAAGCCAUAGACACGCGACAUCCAAGUCGAGUUUACGUGAGGCAGUUGAAAGAUACGGGUGAUAAUCAAAACGGAGAAGACGACGAUGAUGGCUUUGCAAGAGUAAGCUAG